Molecule: messenger RNA, 4095 nt
Organism: Carcharodon carcharias (great white shark)
Lineage: Eukaryota; Metazoa; Chordata; Chondrichthyes; Lamniformes; Lamnidae
Product: probable thiopurine S-methyltransferase
Exons: 9
Coding region: 337-1104 (255 amino acids)
Molecular function (GO): thiopurine S-methyltransferase activity
Source: RefSeq, a predicted model, not a curated record
CUUCCAGCUCCAAGUUCACUCCCACAUGGACGGCCGCUGGUCAGCAACUGACGGAAUUUGAACAAGGUGACCGUUAUAACCCGAGCUGGGGAGCGAGCGGGGUUUUUUAUUCCCUCCUCUAUGUUUCAGCCUCUUCCGUCCUGCUUUGGCGUUUUUAAGUGUGAACUUCGGCUCUGGUUCUUUUUUCAAUGACGUCCCCAAUUCCAAAAGAGGAGUGUGUUUAACCUUUGUAAUCCUGCCCCCAUCUAUCACAAGUGAUCGCCUUAUCGAAGCUGCACAGUGUGAACAACUGUAGACUUCCUCCCAGUCAAAUUCCAAACCAACACACCAAAAGCAAUGAGUGCAGGAGUAGCUAUACCGGAGGGAAAGAGGUUGAACAAGUAUGGAGACCUAGAAAACAUUGAAUUGACUGUGGAAGACUGGAUGACACGAUGGGAAAAGAAACACAUUGGUUUUCACAAGGGAGAAAUUCACGAAUUGUUGCAGAAACACUCGGACAUCAUUCUAAAUGGGAGGAAACAAAUCCGUAUUUUUGUCCCACUCUGUGGAAAGUCACUAGAUAUGAAAUGGUUUGCUGACCAAGGACACACUGUUGUUGGUGUGGAAGCAAGUAAAAUGGCCAUAAAAGAAUUCUUUGCGGAACAGAAUCUGUCACACACCCAGGAGUCUGUUCCAGGAAUGCCAGGUUCCGAAGUAUUUAAGAGUUCUGAUGGAAGGAUUUCUUUAUUUAAUUGUAAUGUGUUUGAUUUCUCAAGUGCAAUUGCUGGGAAGUUUGAUGGGAUCUGGGACAGAGGUUCUCUGGUAGCUAUCAACCCGCCUGAUAGAAAGCAUUAUGUCAAGCUAAUGACUACACUUAUGGCCAAAGAAUGUCACUACCUUCUGGAUACUUUUACAUAUGAUCAAGACAGAUGUGCUGGUCCACCAUUUUCUAUUCCUAAACUUACAAUUGAGGACCUGUAUGGCCAGUCAUGCAACAUUCAGUUGAUCGAAUCAUCAGAUGCUCUGACUGACAGACAGAGAUUGUGGGGUCUGGAUUCCUUCAUCGAACAAAUUUACCAAAUUACAUUGAAGACUGAUACAGAUCCCAGUGCAUUAACACAUUAACACAAGCUGCAUUAACUUUAUGAACAUUUUUGGAAAGUAGGAAAGUGAAUCUGAUUAGCAAAACUGAAACAAUGGGUUUUAUGUGAGUGGAAACAGAAAACUUUUAUUUCCCCUAGUAGUGGAACACGUGAUGUCCAUUCUCUUGAUUCCAAUCUGCACACAUUUUACGAGUCCAUUCAUACUAACUGUAAAGUUAGAAGAAAAUGAAGUUAGUUUGCAGCUUCACUACAGUUAUGGUGUAGAUAAAGUGAUUCUGUAGAUAUUUCCCUCUCCUCAACUACUUUUACCCUCCUUUCCAAAUAGCUAAAUGACUCCAAAACUCUUAGUAAGAUCUCCAUGAUUUGCGUUGCACAAUAAAUUGCAGGAAUAUUUGCACUGUUCUACCAAUAGGCUCUCCUAAGUUAAUAAAGUUUGUUCUCGUCACUCAACCCAUCAUUGCAGUCAAUGGUGAUUAUCAGUUUGCUGGAUUAUGCCAUUUUUCAUCAGAACAAUUUACUUAAGGUGAUCUUAAAAGUUGCAGCUGAUUUGCCUCCCAUGACCAUGCCUUAAUUUGAAUUAUAGCGUCACAGUGGUUUAUAGAAUCGUGUAGUUAGUCAACAUGGUAUGCCAUUGGCUGUGUUAUCUGCAAGUCCCUGAUUCGUCAUUGACCUCUCUGUCAUUAAUAGAUCAAAUUUCAGUAAUAAUGCAAUAUGAACAGGGGACUAAAAUGUUCAAUUAACAACACUGGCUGCCAAAUACACUACUUCAACCAAUUCAGGGCCCUUGUGUGCAAUAUCCAUCAUUCCAAAGAGCUGGGUACGUUAAUGCAAAAAUAUAUUAAGCCUAUUAAGCAACUUGCUGUGAGUGUGAUAUCUGCUAACCCCUCCGAUAUUACCGGAUUAUAGAAUAUUUCCACCACCGCAAUUACAGUUGUACUGUUGAGAAGGAGAAAGGUAGUUCCAUUUAAAAACUUAAAAUGGUAACCUGGAAUACGAACAAAUGUAAUGUUGCCCUUAAAAAAAGAAGGGGCUGGAUUUUAUGUUCCCCAAAUGGUGGGUUUGAAGUAAACUCUAAAAAGUGGCUUUCCCACCACCCACUCACCACCCACUGACCUGUCUGAAACUUUACAGGGAAUUGGUGAGGUGGUAUUUAACCCACAGCAGGGGAGGCCCACGCUAUGCAGGAAGCCGGGCAACUUUAGUUGCGUAUGCUGGUGUCAGUAAAGGGAGGAGCAAAUCUCCUUUGCGGGCCUUUUGGGUCUGUUGGAGGCAGCCUGAAAGAUUUUCCCCCACAAUUUCUUGAAACUGGCCCUCCAUUCACCAUUCCCCUCCCCACCCAUCCUCAAGGAGGGCCCCAACCCUAGACCUACCUGGGCCCCUUGCCAAGGUUAGAUGCCUGUAGUCCCAGCUGUUGCCUCAGCAUUGGUGGGACUACAGAGCUGCCGGUCAACCUGAGUGGCUGGCAGCUCUCUGGUCCUGAGAUUGAGUGAAUCAAUCAAUGUUGUUCCCAACAUUAAAUUGCUGCAGGGAAGCUGUCAGGAUAGUGGCUGGGCUCCUUUAACUUUGUAAUUGAGGCCACGGGGACUGCAGCAUCCCAUAAAAUCCAGCUCAAGGACUCUCAACCUCACAAUGUCCAAAUGCACUUUCAGAACAUAAAUAGGAGUAGUAAGCCACAUUUCCCCUUGAGCCUGUUCUGCCAUUCAAUAAGAUCCAAGACUGAUCUUCUACUUGAACUCCACUUGUCUGUAUUAUCUCUAUAUUCCUUGAUUCUCUGUGUCCAAAAUUCUAUUGAUUUCAGUUUUAAAGAUAUCUAAUGACUGAGCAUCCACAAUCAUUUGUGAGAGAGAAUUCCAUAGGUUCCCCACCUUCUGAGUAAAGAAAUUACUGUUCAUUUCGGUUUUAAAUGUGUGACCUUUAUCCUGAGACUAUGACCCUUUAUCAUUGACCAAGGGUCCGUAACCUCUUUUACAUGAAGAGCCUUUUUAAAAAAAAUUGCCUAUAAUAAAAAUUAUUGGGACCCACAAUAUGAAAAUUUGGCAUUCUAAACCAAAUACAUAGCAAAUUGCCAAAUGUCUCCUUUAGGAUGCAUAAUGUGUUUGGAUGUAUUGAAUUUAUAUAACAAAAAGGUCAAAAUUAAAAUAGACCUAACUCUGAAUUAUAAUUAUCACGUUUUUUUGACAUUUUCUGGCUCUUUGUUUUUCUGUUUGUAUCUCCUGCAUGUUCAGAUCUUCUGCAUCAAUUUGCAUGAAUUAUGUAUAAGCAAGUUCCAAAAAUGUAAAAAUAAUGAACCAUAUCACUUUAGUGGGAAAAUAGCAUGUUUUCACUUUGAAUCAAAAACUAAUAUGAAAUUUACAUAUAAAACUGAGAAUGCUUUGUGUCUUUGCUUAAAUAACAGGUCUUGUAAUAAAUUUUGUGUUACUAUAAUUUUAUCAGUAAAGUCAUCUUUAAAACAAACUUUAACUUAAGCUGCCUAGAAUUAAGACAGUUUGUUUCUGUUAUUGAUUCUUGUGAUCAAAAAAUUGCUUCUAAUACUGCAGAAUGAUUUAUCGUCUCAGCUAUAUUAGAAACAAUAAUGGUUGCAAUCAUAAAACCAGUUCAUUUCUGCGGUUAUGGAGAUGGAGCACGCAGUAUCCACCGGCACUUUUGAGGCCUUCCAUGCCCAGUGGGCACCACAGGGACAGGGUGCUUUAUUGACUCCUCGAAUCACAUUUUAAUUUGAUGUUGUAAGUUUCCUUGAAGAUUAGUUUUUCCUUUUGCAGUACCCUUCAAGGGGCUGCUUCUUACUUUGUCCUUCAUUUUUUAAAAUUUAGUUUAUUUGGUUGCUCAAAAGAGUAAAACCUGUUCAUUGAACCAAAGGCAUUAUCUAUAGACAUGAUGUAGCUUUACCACUCAAACAGGUUCAUUUCAGCCAAGAUGAUGCUUUUGUCAAAAUAAUCAUUUGAAACAGUCAAGUGCAGUAUAAUGAUCAGACUUGUAUCGCCACAAUAAAACAAGGCUCUUACUUCCUCAGCAA